AUGCAGAAAUAUUUGUGGCAUGUAGAUAACCAGUUCCAUUGGGACUCGUUGAUUUACAUACUGGACGAGCUUCGAUACCGAGCUAUAGGAGACGAAACUACAAAGGCCUGGUAUUUAAUUGACGUCACUUGUAGCCGCCAGUAUCAUCAGCAAGGGCCUAGAGCAAGGAGCCCGUUGCACCUUGCCCUGGCGAAUUUAGCUGUCAAAGCAUGGGCAGCCUAUGUAGCGGAGUGUGAGCGUCGGCACAUGUCUAUCAUCCCACAGCCGAGCAUUAUUCCAACUUUCCUAGAAUUAACGCAGCAGAUAAACCUGUACUCACCUUCUGCUUGCACCCGAGUGGCUGCUUCAUCAUCUCAAGACCAAGACCAGCGGAGUACUCCUGCUAGGGCUGCUAUAACCAUGGAUGCAAGUCAUGUUAGCUAUGGUCCCCAGCUACGGGAGGGCGUCUUGCAGAGCACGAACCCAGUCGAUUAUAAUGCUCAUUUUGCCUCUUCUGUAGGGCUAUAUCCUGAGGAAAACUCCCCCUUUGACUGGGCUCAGUGGGAUGCUUCAUUUCAGGAGUAUCAGCAGCAGUCAAACAGCGUUGGUUAUUUUUGA
Molecule: messenger RNA, 597 nt
Organism: Aspergillus tanneri
Lineage: Eukaryota; Fungi; Ascomycota; Eurotiomycetes; Eurotiales; Aspergillaceae
Exons: 1
Coding region: 1-597 (198 amino acids)
Source: RefSeq, a predicted model, not a curated record